AUGCCGGGCAAUGCGCCCGGCGGCGAGGACGACGGCGUGGGGGCCAGGAUGCCGCCGCUGCCGAUCGAGCAGUCGGACUCCGGGGGCGGCGGGGAGGCCUGGCGGGGCGGGGCGCCCGGCUCCUGGCUGCGGGUGCUGUGCCUGGGGGGCAGGCCCAGCCCGGCGCCGGUCAGCAACUACGAGGUGCUGAUCCACGAUUGCAGCAGCCGGUUCGGCAGCAGCACGAUACGGCUCUCCGACCCCCGCCUGAGGUCGAGGUUCCCCAUCUGGAUGAUCCUGGCACUGGUCCUGCUGUUUGUUUGCGGCAUACUGGUGGUCUUCUUCCUGGUGCCUCGGGGCGUGGGCUUUGGGGCUGCCCAGUUCAACGUCACCACGAUCUACCUGAACCAGACUUACUCCACAUACAGGCUGGUGGUGAAGAUCAAAAUACCCAUCUACAACAACAACUACAUGGAUGCCUACCUGGAUGGCAACGUGACGAUGCGGUUUUACAGGGUCGAAGCGGGCUACCAAGAAAUUGAGAAGCAGCUCAUACCUAAGAGAGCCAAACAUGUGGAGAUCACGGCGAUCGUCGACGCGAGCUUUGUGCCCUAUGAAUACAUUGCCAGAGUCUUGGAUAAUUGCUUGAACUUCCCGUUUGAGCUGGUGUUCUUUGUGGAGGGCGAAUUUAAGGCUCAUUGCAUGGGACAAGUACAGCACCUGCCACUGAACACCUACACCUUCAUCAAGUGUCCAACUCUGCCGCCAGACGGCCUGCCGCCUGAAAAUUCGGUGCAAACUGUGCCGCCAUCGCUGCCGGCCAGCGCAAGCCUCGGGGUUGUGGCCUAG
This is a messenger RNA of Ostreobium quekettii, 828 nucleotides long. The record is from the annotation of a GenBank genome assembly. NCBI's taxonomy places the organism in Eukaryota, Viridiplantae, Chlorophyta, Ulvophyceae, Bryopsidales, Ostreobiaceae.